AUGAAAAUGUAUACCACAUUUAGUUUCGUUUUGAUGUGAUUAAUGUGACAACGGAGCAAAUAAUUAUUCAAAAUGUUCUCAGUGAUUCAAAUCGUUGUUAUUACUUUAACAAUUUUUGUCGGAUGUGGAGUUGCAAAGGAGCCCGAUUUUUCAAAAUGCAGACAAGAUUUGAAAUCUCAAGAUUACAAUUACAGACUUUACCCAAUAGAAGAAAUAAAAAAUGACAACGACAUUUAUUUGGAGUUCUACGUAAAAGCUGGAAAGGAUGCUCUAAUCAUUUUUUCCCCAACAAAUGGUCCAAUGAAAAGCGGUCCAAAUGUCUAUGAAGUACUGAUAGGCGGUUAUAUGUAGUAAUGAGAAAUCAACAAUCCGAGAAACUCCAGGAACAGGAAAAGAACUGGUUGAAUAUUACGAGGAGAAUAUAUUAUCACCUACUGAAUAUCGGCAAUUCUGGAUUCGAAUUUCUCUAAACGGAUCAUCGAUUCAAGUGGGGAAGAAAGGGAAAGCUCCGUUCAUGCAAUUGUUCAACAGGAAGUCUAGGAACAUUACCUACUAUGGAUUAGCUACUUGGAAAGAAGAUUCUCGUGAAGUGAACUGGUAUUUUCCAUGUUCCGAUGACGGUAAAUAUGACGUGAAGAGAAACCGUAUUAUUGAUACCGUAUUCGCCAAUUAUUCAUACACGUCCCCACCAAAUCACAAUAGUACUCAAGCAAGUAUCACGUUCCUAAGCCAAAAUACGUAUUUUUCGGAUUCUGAAAUCGUACAGAUAGAUGGAACUGCAAAUAUCACGUGGAAAGACGAACGAUUAGCCUGGAAACCAAAAUCUUAUAAUAAUUACCGAUCUGUAGAUGUGAAAUACAAACGAGUAUGGAAACCUAGCAUUGCCCUCACAAAAGGUGAAUUAGUCAACGGAACAAUGAAUUCUGUCAAUAGUUCGAUAUCCUUAUCUUAUGAUGGUAACGUAACAUGGACCACUCCAUUCAGAUUAAGAACACCAUGUCUACCUAAGGGGGGAAAUUCGCACAAACCACGAUUGUACUGCUCGAUCGAACUGACAUCAAACAUUAUAAGUAUCAACUUCGAUUUUUCAAACGAUGCCAAUUCUACACUCCAAUUCAAAAGCGCAUCGAAAUUUGACUACCAGUAUGUGGAAAUUCAGGAUCAGAAGCGAAAUAAAUCCAAGUUUACCGGAGAAUUGAUCUACAACAAACGUGACCGUUCAAACAAUGAAAAUCAUAACAAAUGAGAGGAGAUCAUUCUCAACAACACGAAUUUACUGAUAUGAUUAGCGACAAACCCGAACUGAAAAAAACAACUGCAACACAUUGAAAAAUGUUCCUUAUUUCCUUAAUUAAACCCAAGUACAAAUACAUAUAAUGUGCCUUUUUUAAAUAUUCUAUUUUUGAUUAAGUUUACGACUGAUUAUUAUUUUCAUUAAGUAUAUGCUGCCAUGGUAAUUUUUUAAAAAUUAUGUUAGUUUCCUCAAAGAAUAAAUUAUAUAAAU
Molecule: messenger RNA, 1504 nt
Organism: Planococcus citri (citrus mealybug)
Lineage: Eukaryota; Metazoa; Arthropoda; Insecta; Hemiptera; Pseudococcidae
Product: ligand-gated ion channel 4-like
Exons: 8
Coding region: 515-1246 (243 amino acids)
Biological process (GO): monoatomic ion transport
Cellular component (GO): membrane
Molecular function (GO): extracellular ligand-gated monoatomic ion channel activity
Source: RefSeq, a predicted model, not a curated record